Symbiodinium sp. CCMP2592 is the source of this 2154-nucleotide messenger RNA. Lineage: Eukaryota; Dinophyceae; Suessiales; Symbiodiniaceae. The record is from the annotation of a GenBank genome assembly.
AUGAUGGCAGCUGCAGGCGCAGUCGUCCAGCAUUACGUCAAGCUGCCCUUCUUGAAGGACGUGCCCUCCGGGGUGACGGCCCUUCAGACGACCAAAGGUCUGUUGGCUGCUGGCGUGCUUUUCGCUGCCUGUGGUUACGUGGAGACAAAGGAUGAUGCCAAAGAGCCCGGAAACUUCGGCGACCCGGCGGGAUGGUCGCAGACCGGCUCUUACAGCAAGACCAUGCGCGAGCGAGAGCUGAACAACGGCCGAUUUGCCAUGACGCUUGGCCAGACGAGAUGCUCCUAUCGGUUUGCCAUCGUGGGCAUCAUUGCCGGAGAGGUGGUUUCUGGAAAGGAUGCCAUUGAGCAGCUGACGCUGAAGACGCCCCAGCCACCGACCCCGGUGCUGGCGGAAGUGGCAGCGCAGACCCCGGUGCUGGCGGAGGUGGCAGCACAGACCCAGGCCGUGAGCAAGGCCAGCCACGCACAGGAGGCUCUGACGAAGGGCAACACGACGCAAGCAGAGGAGAGGGCAGAGACUGAGGCCGAGGAGGUCUCAGAUACGGGCACUGAGCCGGAAGGGGAGGAGAUGCUCUCCGACGAGACCGAAGUGCAAGAGGACGGGGUGGACGAGGACUUGUCGCCUCAGUCAGAUGAAGAUCCGUCUGAUGAGAAGUUGGAUCCUGAGCAAACUGUGGACGUCCCCGCCGGUGCGGCGGUUUCGGCCGCCGCAGAGUCCGAGGACGAGUCUGACGAGUGCAUGUGGGGGGCAGCGGCCACGGGAGCAGACGUUGGCUGGGCCCUCAGCCAGAGAUGGGCUUUGAUUGCCGCCAAGGUUUUCAGUCUGGCUGCCGUUCCUUUUCAUUCAGCCGGUGCUGCGGCAGACGAGAUCGAGGAACCUGUGGUCACGCUUGGCCGGAUGGAGGACCCCGGGCGCAUGUCCGACGCCGGAUACUGCGCGCGCGAGGAGGUGGAGAUGCUGUGGAAGCAAAAGUCACGCAUGGACGCUCUCUUCGACGGAGGUCACAGAGAGGCCUACUGGAUGGCUCGUGAUGAGAUCUAUCCUGAGGCCGGCCAUCGGGGCUCUGACCGUCAGCCCUUGGGCAACAGAUCCGGGGACAAAAUCGAGGAGAUCGUCACUGCAGUUGGGAGGCUGAAGGAGGUGCUGAAUCGAUGCAAGGCCAAGGGCCAGCUGGUGUUCGCAGAUGUUUGCGGUGCGCCUGGUGCAUGGUCCAAGUACUUCUUCAAGCUGGGUGCCGAGGCCGAGUGUGCCGUCCGCGGCUUCGGCUUCAGCCUCCGCGAAGGCACCAACGCCUUGAGCUGCACCUGGUUCCCCGAGGACUUGGUGAAGCGCGAGAACUUUGUGGAGCUAUGGGGAGCUGACGGGAGCGGAAAUGUCUGCCUGCCCUCAAACGUGGCUCACGCUGCUGCCGAAGUUGGACGAGCAGCAGAUGUGGUGAUGGCAGAUGGAGGCUUCUUGGUCAACAAAGGAAGCAACGGUGAACACAUGGAGAACUACCAGGAGAUCGUCUCUGGCAGCAUCCUACUGGCCGAGGUGCGGUUUGCACUCGAAACUCUGCAAGAAGGAGGGUGCUUCAUUUGCAAGUUUUUUGACACCUUUACGCAUGUCAGUUGCAGCCUGCUCUAUGUGGCUGCGGCACUUUUCCAGCAAGUGGAUAUUGUCAAGCCACGCCACAGCAGGGUCGUGAACUCUGAGCGAUAUCUGGUGGCACAGGGCUUCAAGGGCCCGGCCACACCAUGCUUUGCGACGCUCCGGGCCGCAGUGCAGCGCGCACAAGAACAGUGGCCGCGGCCAGCCGGCACCUGGGAAGGCGAGGCACCUCUCUGGGUGGUGCAGCCGUCUCAUUUAGAAGCAGCUCCCGCGUUCCUUGCAUCGGCGAGUGGAAUGGCAAGGUCGCUGUGCAGGCGACAGACCGAGGCCCUGCAGGCCGUGAUGGACCGAGCCGAGCAGAUCGUGAGAGACGGGAGCUUGGAGUCCCGGCCCAAGAAGCGCCGCCGGCCCCGCGACCGCCGGGACGAGCGUCCAGGUCAGAGCCACGUCACGCCUGCUUCCAUGCAACGCAGACUUCUCGGCGAGGCUCCCGGACGGGCGAUGCUCACGCAGUGCUCCAGGAAGAAAAAAGUCACUGCCGUCAUCCGCAAGCACACGUAA